GAUGGCUUCGUGCAGAAUGUCCACAUCCCCAAAGUGCGGGUGGACCCUGACGGGCGCUGCGCGGUGAUGCUGAUCUACGGGACGCGGCUGGUGGUGCUGCCCUUCCGCAGAGACACGCUGACGGAUGAGCACGAAGGGGUCAUGGGGGUCCAAGAGGCGGUGAAGAUCACUCUGGACUGUGCCCAGGCGACCUUUAUCUCCUAUGACAAGAUGGUGAUAUCGCUGAAAGGAGGGGAGAUCUAUGUGCUGACCCUCAUCACCGAUGGCAUGCGAAGCGUCCGGUCCUUCCAUUUCGACAAGGCAGCCGCCAGCGUCCUCACCUCUUGCAUGGUCACCAUGGAGCCCGGCUACCUCUUCCUGGGAUCGCGCCUCGGCAACUCCCUCCUCCUGAAAUACACCGAGAAGCUCCAGGAGGCCCCCAUGAGCCUCGCCAAGGACUGCCCGGAGAAGCCAGAAGAGCCUCCGGUCAAGAAGAAACGGCUGGAGCAGCCAGUGAACUGGGCUGGGGGGAAGUCGGCCCCGCAGGACGAGGUGGACGAGAUCGAGGUGUACGGCAGCGAAGCCCAGUCCGGGACUCAACUUGCCACCUACUCGUUUGAGGUGUGUGAUAGCAUCCUGAACAUUGGUCCUUGUGCCAAUGCCGCCAUGGGUGAGCCCGCUUUCCUCUCCGAGGAGUUCCAGAAUAGCCCAGAGCCUGACCUGGAGAUUGUGGUGUGCUCUGGCUACGGCAAGAAUGGCGCCCUCUCGGUUCUGCAGAAAAGCAUCCGCCCUCAAGUGGUGACGACCUUCGAGCUCCCAGGCUGUUACGACAUGUGGACGGUGAUCUCGCCCCAGAAGAAAGAAGAGGCGACCGAGGAAGAGGCUAAAGAGGAAAAUGCGGAGAAAGAACCAGCCCUGCCGGAGCCUGAGGAUGACGGGAAGCGGCAUGGCUUCCUCAUUCUCAGCCGCGAGGACUCCACGAUGAUUCUACAGACUGGCCAGGAGAUCAUGGAGCUGGAUACGAGCGGCUUUGCCACGCAGGGGCCCACCGUGUAUGCCGGCAACAUUGGCGAGAACCGCUACAUCGUCCAGGUGUCUCCCUUGGGCAUCCGCCUGCUGGAAGGCGUGAACCAGCUGCACUUCAUCCCCGUGGAUCUCGGCUCGCCGAUUGUGCACUGCGCUGUGGCCGACCCCUAUGUGGUCAUCAUGAGCUCCGAGGGGCAGGUGACGAUGUUUGUGCUGAAGAGCGACACCUACGGGGGCCGGACGCACCGCCUCACCUUGCAGAAGCCGCAGCUGCACCACCAAUCGAAGGUGAUUGCGCUCUGUGUGUAUCGGGACGUCAGCGGCAUGUUCAGCACCGAGAGCCACUCGUCCAGCUCGCGGGAUGAGCUUUCCUUGAGGAGCCAGUCGGAGUCCGAGACACCCAUCCAAGACAUCAGCAACACGGUGGACGACGAGGAAGAGAUGCUCUACGGGGACUCCAGCUCGCUGUUCAGCCCCGCCAAGGAGGAGCCCCGCCGCUGCAGCCUGCCGUCGGCCGAUAGGGACCCCCACCAGUACAAGGUGGAACCCACACACUGGUGCGUGCUGGUGCGGGAGAACGGCGCCAUGGAGAUCUACCAGCUGCCCGACUGGCGCCUGGUCUUCCUCGUGAAGAACUUCCCCAUGGGGCAGCGGGUGCUGGUGGACAGCUCCUUCGGGCAACCGGCCACCCAGGGCGAGGCCAAGAAGGAAGAGGUGGUGCGCCAGACCGAGAUGCCGCUGGUGAAGGAAGUGCUGCUGGUGGCCCUGGGGAACCGGCAGAGCCGCCCGUACUUGCUGGUUCACGUAGAUCAGGAGCUGCUCAUCUACGAAGCCUUUAACCACGACUCGCAGCUGGCCCAGACCAACCUGAAAGUGCGCUUCAAGAAGGUCCCCCACAACAUCAACUUCCGAGAGAAGAAGCCCAGGCUGUCCAAAAAGAAGACGGAGAGCUCUGGCGGGGAGGAGUCAGGGGCCGGCCGGGGACGGGUGGCCCGCUUCCGCUUCUUCGAGGAUAUCUACGGCUACUCCGGGGUGUUUAUCUGUGGCCCCUCUCCCCACUGGCUGCUGGUGACCUCUCGGGGGGCCCUGCGCCUGCACCCCAUGACCAUCGAUGGCCCCAUUGAGUCCUUUGCCCCUUUUCACAACGUCAACUGCCCCAAGGGCUUCCUCUACUUCAACCGGCAGGGGGAGUUGCGCAUCAGUGUCCUGCCUGCCUACCUGUCCUAUGAUGCGCCGUGGCCCGUCCGGAAGAUUCCCCUGCGCUGCACUGUGCACUACGUGGCCUACCAUGUCGAGUCCAAGGUCUACGCCGUGGCCACCAGCAUCAACAACUCUUGCAGUAGGAUCCCUCGCAUGACAGGAGAGGAGAAGGAAUUCGAGACCAUCGAGCGAGAUGACCGCUACAUCCACCCUCUGCAGGAGGCCUUUUCCAUUCAGCUGAUCUCUCCGGUGAGCUGGGAGACCAUCCCCAAUACCAGGAUUGACCUGGAGGAGUGGGAGCACGUGACCUGCAUGAAGACAGUGGCCCUAAAGAGCGAGGAGACGGUGUCGGGACUGAAGGGCUACAUUGCCGUGGGCACCUGCCUCAUGCAGGGGGAGGAGGUCACCUGCCGGGGCCGGAUCUUGAUCAUGGACAUCAUCGAAGUGGUUCCGGAGCCUGGGCAGCCGCUCACCAAGAACAAGUUCAAGGUCUUGUAUGAGAAGGAGCAGAAGGGCCCCGUCACGGCCCUCUGCCACUGCAACGGAUACCUGGUCUCCGCCAUCGGCCAGAAGAUCUUCCUGUGGAGCCUGAAGGACAACGACCUGACGGGCAUGGCCUUCAUCGACACCCAGCUCUACAUCCACCAGAUGAUCAGCGUCAAGAACUUCAUCCUGGCCGCUGACGUGAUGAAGAGCAUCUCGCUGCUGCGCUACCAGGAGGAGAGCAAGACCCUGUCGCUCGUCAGCCGGGACGCCAAGCCCCUGGAGGUUUACAGCGUGGACUUCAUGGUGGACAACGCCCAGCUGGGAUUCCUGGUGUCUGACAGGGACAGGAACCUCCUCGUCUACAUGUACCUGCCCGAAGCGAAAGAAAGCUUUGGCGGCAUGCGGCUCCUCCGCAGAGCCGACUUCCACGUGGGCGCCCACGUCAAUGCCUUCUGGCGGACGCCGUGCCGCGGAGCCAUGGAGGGCCCCACCAAGAAGUCCAUCGCCUGGGAGAACAAGCACAUCACCUGGUUUGCCACCCUCGAUGGGGGGAUUGGGCUGCUGCUGCCCAUGCAAGAGAAGACCUACCGGCGCCUGCUGAUGCUGCAGAACGCCCUGACCACGAUGCUGCCGCAUCACGCCGGACUCAACCCUCGUGCCUUCAGGAUGCUGCACAUGGACCGGCGCAUCUUGCAGAACGCCGUGCGCAACGUCUUGGACGGGGAGCUGCUCAACCGCUACCUCUACCUCAGCACCAUGGAGCGCAGCGAGCUGGCCAAGAAGAUCGGCACCACACCCGACAUCAUCCUGGAAGACUUGCUGGAGAUCGAUCGCGUCACGGCUCAUUUCUAGGGGGGAAGGGGGUUCAUCUCACACACCCCAACCCCGGAGUUGUAAAUUCUUUCCAGUUCAGAUUUAUUUGUCCUUUACGUCUAUGUCUUUUGAGGGUGUGUUUUUUUGUACA
Molecule: messenger RNA, 3655 nt
Organism: Gekko japonicus
Lineage: Eukaryota; Metazoa; Chordata; Lepidosauria; Squamata; Gekkonidae
Gene: CPSF1
Product: cleavage and polyadenylation specific factor 1
Exons: 30
Cellular component (GO): mRNA cleavage and polyadenylation specificity factor complex; nucleus
Molecular function (GO): nucleic acid binding; protein binding
Source: RefSeq, a predicted model, not a curated record